CUCCUUAGGGACGUGCGUGCGAGGAGGAAGCAGCGGGUGUUCAUCAGCCCUUCACCUGCGCAACGUGGGUCAUCCUAUGGCUCUUGGAGGACCGCUCUCCAGGCUGAGAGCGCAGCACGGAGCAGCGCCGUGUGUGGCGCAGGAGGGCCGCCCCGCGCCUCGGCCACGCGCUCAUUCCCGCUCUCCGCUCCCGGCCGUCGGCGCGCGCACCACCGCCCCGCAACGGUCGCAGCGCGCGACCCCUCCCGGCGGGGAAAUGGCCGAGCCGCGCAGCGCCGUGGCCGAGGACAGCUGCUGGAAACGAUACGUGGAAAGUGAACUCGAAACUGCAAGAAGAUGGUCUCACAAAUGGGGAUUCUUGAAAGCGGCUCUCGAGGAGUUGAUUGAAGAUGAAAAGAAAGAAAAAACAAAGCCCACGAUUCAGCUCCCAGAGCAUCUGCGGAUUCGUCCUGUGACACCUGUGGAAAAAUAUAUUAAGGUGAAUCCAUCCCCUCCAGUUCCGAAGACUUCCCAGGGAUUUAUUGGCUGGAGAUCAGCUGUUCCAGAGCUCCAACUUGAACAUUGUUUUCAAAUCCAGAGCUGCAAAGGCGCCUUCUUCAAGGAUCUGAAGUGGCCACGUGAGCCCUCUGACUGACAGCUAGGCACGUAGAAGCACUCGCAUUCCAAAGUUAACAUUUGCUAGUGGACUGUUAAACACCUGUGUAGGGAUCCACAAUCAUCGGGGCAACGUGUGAACAUCAUGAUGUAGCAUCUUGCUUGCUGCAGAUUUUUUGGAACCUAUAGCAUUCAGGCUGUGAAUACUGCUUCAGAGUUGCCUCGUUUCCAAUGGAGCUGCCUGGCUGGUUUAAGUAAAGCUUACAAAGGCCAUUCAGUAAAAUGAAGUCACUUUCAAAAAGCAGUUUUGUUAUCAGAAUUGGUUUUUUUUGCUCAGAAUAUCAGUUUCUAUGCAUAAAUUUCAAAGUAAAAAUACGCUACAAAGUAUUUAUGUUGCUGCAGAUUUUUUAUACCAAUGUUUAUAUCAGUGAGGACUGGAAGGAACUCAGAAACAGACUGUUGAAGUCUAAGUAACUUCAUUUAAAAAAAAGAGAGAGAGAGAGAAGUUAAAUUGGCCUGCAAGUAUUUUCUUGCACUGAAAAUUUCUAAAUACAUCCAUCUUCAUACAUCAUUUAACACGUUUUGUAUAAAAAAGACAAUGUGUUAUCAAAUCACUUCUUAUGGCAAGCCUAUUUUCAGAAAUAUUUGUGUAGAAAUAAACACAUGAACAUCA
Messenger RNA from Gallus gallus (chicken), 1267 nucleotides. It is a transcript of the gene CIMIP1, whose product is annotated as C20orf85 homolog. The record is from RefSeq and is a predicted model, not a curated record. The coding region runs from base 77 to 634 and encodes 185 amino acids. NCBI's taxonomy places the organism in Eukaryota, Metazoa, Chordata, Aves, Galliformes, Phasianidae. The transcript is spliced from 4 exons.